Messenger RNA from Zophobas morio, 1176 nucleotides. RefSeq names its product CDAN1-interacting nuclease 1. The coding region runs from base 192 to 1115 and encodes 307 amino acids. NCBI's taxonomy places the organism in Eukaryota, Metazoa, Arthropoda, Insecta, Coleoptera, Tenebrionidae. The transcript has 5 exons. The record is from RefSeq and is a predicted model, not a curated record.
UUUAAAAUUUACUAACCUAAAUGUAAACGAACAGUAGUUUUAUUUUUUUUGAAAAUAAAAACUUUAGAGCAAGAGAGAACGUAAUGAUUAUAAUCUUUGGCAUGCAAAGAAUCUAAGGUAACGCUUGAAUUGAACUUGAAUUCUUCUUUAACCACACUAGGUUUGAGUAAGCACGUUAACCACAACAGUGUAUGUGUAAGGUAUUUUACCGUUUAUUGUGUAGGAAUAUUGUUACAAUUAUCAACAAUAUCGACAACUGUAUAUUUGUAUACAGAAAACUGAUUGGAAUUGCAAAUAUGGAGACGAGUAUGUACAAAAAUAUUGUCACUGUAAUUCGAAAACAUAGGGGCCUUUCUCAAGAUUGUAUGUCACUUUUAAUACAACAAUUUCCAGGGAUUAAUACAGACACACUUUAUAGCAUAUUGUCUCUGGAAUACCAGAAACGAAUGAAAAUAAAUCAUAUAAAGAACCUCCCAAAUAUAAACAAGUAUUGGGAUAUAUAUCAACAAGCAAUAAAAAAGUCAGGAAAACCUGGAAUUAUAUUGAGGAUAGCAGAACAAUUUGAAGUGUGCCCGUGUUUAAUUGCAAAAUUAAUUUUGCAAAAAUAUAUUGACGAAUUCAAUUUUGGAGAACAGUCACAAAUCAAUAAUUAUUUAAGAGACACAAGCUUAAUUCCUGACGUAAAUUUGUCACAUGAAGUUUUUCUUUGUACAAUAUAUGACAACUUAUACAGUCCACUCUCAGAAACAAUGAAACACUCCCUAGGACAAGAAUAUGAAAUUAAGUUACAUAAACUGGUAGUUGACUUAAAUUUGGCGUUUCGUGACGAAGAACAUUUAAGGAGAUAUGGUUAUGACAAGACUCCUGAUGUAAAGUUAGAUGUACCGGUGGCGAUUGACGGAUUCGUGAUAAAUUGGAUAGAAAGUAAAGCUUUAUUUGGUGACCAGGAAGUUCAUCGGGAAUAUACGCGAAAUCAGUAUUUAAGUUAUUGGAACAGGUUUGGUCCUGGACUGGUCAUAUAUUGGUUUGGAUUUCCGAAAAGUAUUCUCGAGGCAGAAGAAAAACGAUUUAUUAUUAAAGAUCACAUGCCUUCCAAUAUCGUGCAUAUUAAUUAAUUGUAGGACUUAUAGAUUGUAUAGUUAUGUAUAUAAAUAUAAAAUCGGCUAUAUUUUCUUA